Adineta ricciae is the source of this 1398-nucleotide messenger RNA. Lineage: Eukaryota; Metazoa; Rotifera; Eurotatoria; Adinetida; Adinetidae. The record is from the annotation of a GenBank genome assembly.
AUGAGUAUCUGGGUCGGUAUUUUUCUGCUAUUUGUAUUGAGGACUGAUGGACGAUCAUCGCGUUAUCACCGAUAUCGAAUAUCACCAUUGACGGGCGAACGGAUCGCUUUACCAACGCCCGACCAAUUAGAAUGGCAAGCACAGGAGUUAGGCGUCUUAAUUCAUUUCAACAUGGCGACUUAUGUCGAACAGCACGAUGCAUGUCCAAAUGAUUUAGUUCCAUCUACUUCUCGAUUUAAUCCAUAUCUACUAUCUACGGAUAAUUGGGUUCAAACAAUGAUAGAUUUUGGAGCGAAAUAUGCUGUGCUUGUUGCCAAACACAACUGUGGUUUUCUCCUCUCUCCAACGAAUGUUACAUUUCCAUUAAAUCCAUCGGGAGAAGUUGUGCCAUAUAAUUAUACAGUCAACUAUUCACCUGUGAAAGGCGUAGAUAUUCUUGAUGAAUUUGUUAAAAGUUGUUAUAAACAGAAAAUACAGACUGGCUUUUACUAUUCAACAGUAAUAAACAACUAUCUCAAUGUUCAAAAUGAUACGUUGAAAGAGGGCCAAUUAAAUAUUACGCAACAAGUCUAUACUAAUAUCGUCUUAUCUCAUUUGAGAGAAUUAUGGACAAAUUAUGGAAAUCUUGAAGAGAUUUGGUUCGACGGAGGUUUUGCCCCAGGAACACUCGAUACCAUUGCAAAAAUGCUUGCCGAACUUCAACCGCAUGCAAAUGUUUUUGGCGGAAGUGACGUGACGGCAAAUUCUAUUCGAUGGAUUGGAAACGAACUGGGUCAUGCACCGGAUCCAACUUGGUCAACUGGAACUAGCUCCGGUGGAGGUGAUCCAAAUAGUCCAAUUUUUUGUCCAGCUGAAUGUGAUACAACUUUGCAAGUAUUCGAUCGAUGGUUUUGGGGUCCACAUGUUCUACUCCGUCCUCUCCCAGAUUUGAUUGAUGUUUAUCAUCGAACCGUGGGUCGAAACUGUUUACUGAUGCUCGAUUUAACGCCCGAUCGAUCGGGUAUUAUUCCUCCUGAAUAUGCUAAUCGUUACAAAGAACUUGGCGAUUUUAUUCGUUCCUGUUAUGGAAGUUCUGUCCGGCCCAGUAUUCAGAAUUCCUCGGCUGAUUUUUUGACGUACAUGCUGGUGUUCAAUGCGCCUGUCAGUGUUGAUCGUUCGGUUAUUCAAGAAAAUCAAACUCGUGGACAAGUGAUCCGUGCCUAUACUAUCACGGUGUUAAUAGCCAUCACGAAAGACCAAAGUGAAUGGACGGAAGUGGCGACAGGUACCAGUAUUGGAAAUAAGAAAAUUGAUUUGUGGAAAAAAGGAACAUUACUGGUACGAGCCGUCAAAUUAAAUAUUACUAAAACUGUCGAUGUGCCUGUAUUAAAAUCGUUUACAGUUCAUUUAUGUGCUUGA